Messenger RNA from Andrographis paniculata, 1751 nucleotides. Its product is annotated as UDP-glycosyltransferase 74F2-like. The transcript has 2 exons. The record is from RefSeq and is a predicted model, not a curated record. NCBI's taxonomy places the organism in Eukaryota, Viridiplantae, Streptophyta, Magnoliopsida, Lamiales, Acanthaceae. Gene Ontology annotation, molecular function: UDP-glycosyltransferase activity. The coding region runs from base 153 to 1568 and encodes 471 amino acids.
CCCUAUACUAUAACGUGUAUAUAUAUGCGUAUAAUAUACUCCAUAUAUGGAAAACUCAGCUCAACUCACUGUCUGUUGCAGUAUAACCAACCAGUACUGAGCCAACACUCCAACUCGGAUCUGAGUUACCGAGUUGACUCAGCGUAACCGCCAUGGAUCCCAAUGUCGAAGACCGCACGCCUCACUGCCUACUUCUGCCCUACCCAAACCAAGGUCACAUCAAUCCUAUCCUCCAAUUCGCCAAGCGAUUGUCCCACACGCGCCGCCGCAUCCAAAUCACCUUCAUCCUCACAAAAUUCCUCCUCAAAUCCACCACCGCCGCCGCCGCCGCCGCCGAAGCCGACAUCUCUUUCAGGUCGAUUUCCGACGGCUUCGACGACGGCGGUAGAGCACACGCCAAGAGCUUCGAGGAGUACACCGACCGAUUCGAGCUUGUCGGCCGGGAAACCCUAACGGAGCUGCUCCGCGAGCUUUCGGAUUCGGGUCGACCCGUGGACUGUGUGGUGUACGACCCGUUUAUCCCGUGGGUCCUCGACGUUGCCAAGGGCUUCGGCCUCCCGGCGGCGGCGUUCUUCACGCAGUCGUGCGCCGUGAACAGCGUCUACCACCAGGUCUACUGCGGGCGGCUGCGGCCGCCGCUGCGGGAGAAUGAGGUGGCGGUGGUGGCGGCGGAGCUGCCGCCGCUGAAGGCGGAGGAGCUGCCGUCGUUUAUUGAGGUGCACGGGUCGUACCCGGUGGUGUUCGAAAUGAUAAAGAGUCAGUUCCGCAACGUGGAGAAAGCUGAUUGGAUAUUCGUCAACACUUUCUACAAACUGGAGGAGAAGGUACUAAUUCAAAAUACUAUCUCGAUAAUUAAUUCUUUAUCUGAAUUUUGGCCAAUAAAAGCAAUUGGACCAUCGAUACCAUCGAUGUGCUUAGACAAAAGGUUGCAAGAUGAUGAAGAUUAUGGUCUAAGCCUCUUUGAACCCUCAUUAAGUGUUUGCCUAAAUUGGCUCGAUAAACAUGAAUCUAAAUCGGUCAUCUACAUUUCUUUCGGAAGUUUAGUUCAAUUAACGAUUGAACAAACUCAAGAACUCUCGCAAGCAUUGAUGAUAUUAGACAAACCCUUUAUAUGGAUUGUUCGAAAAUCAGAAGAAUCUAAACUUCCAAAUAACUUUCCACCGGAAAAUGGAUUGAUCGUGUCAUGGGGCCCACAACUAAAAGUAUUAGGACACGAUGCAAUCGGAUGUUUCAUUACACACUGUGGAUGGAACUCGACGCUUGAGGCAUUAAGCCUAGGGGUACCCAUGGUGGCUAUGCCACAAUGGACCGAUCAAAACACUAAUGCAAAAUUUGUUACGGAUAUUUGGAAAGUCGGUGUGUGGGCUAAGAAAGAUUGUAAGGGAAUAGUAAAGAGCAACGUGAUUAUCGAUUGUGUAGAACACGUGAUGGAAGAUGGGGAAGAAAUUAGAAAGAAUGCUAUUAUGUGGAAGGAAUUUGCGCGGGAAGCCGUUGAUAAGGGAGGGAGUUCAGAUACAAAUAUUGAAGACUUUAUAAUUACAUUGAAAGAGAAAAAUGAAGCAAAGUAACAUGUGAUCGAGUUGACAUGUGACUGCAAAAUUAUGAGUUCAAAAUUUGUUGAUAUCCUUUUUGGCUUGUAUUGUUUAAUUUGCAUUACUAGCACAGUUUGCAAGCUAUAAAAAUAAUGUAACCGAAGAAAUCAUCUAAAUGGUCAUAUAUAUAUACAUAUAUAUAUAUAUUUUGUUAAACAU